AUGGACGCUACACAGCGCAUGGUGUGUCAAGAAGACUUCUUCAACCCUCUAACCUCCAUGGGUCUGCAAAUGUCAUCCAUUCUCGUCAUCUCUCACUUCUUUCACCUCCUUCUCAAGCCCCUAGGUCAACCUGGACCCAUCGCUCAAAUCUUCGCUGGAUUGGUUUUGGGGCCAUCAGGGCUUUCCAAGGUAGACAAAGUGAGAGAUUUCUUCUUUCAAGCUUCGGGGGCCGAGUACUACGAGAUAUUUGGCUUCUUUUGCCGAAUGCUUUUCAUGUUCCUGAUCGGUUUAGAAACCGAUGUGGCUUACAUAAUUCGAAACAUCAAAGUCUCAAGCACCAUCUCCUACUGCGGAAUCCUAGUAGGAGCUGUGUUUGGUAUCUCCGUCUCUUUCUUCCUCCACCAACAGCUCAUGUUUGGCAACAAGAAAAUGCUGGGCUUCAUCCUCAUCGUCAUCCUCCUCAUGACCUACACUGCCUCGCCCGUCGUCAUUCGCCUCGCUGGCGAUCUGAGAUUCGCCACUUCGCCAACCGGACGCCUCGCCAUCGCUUGCUCACUCAUCAACGAGAUCACAUGCGUCAUCAUGUUCAAUCUGAUCAUUGUGGUGCACAAGAAGAGCUUUUUUAGAUAUGGGAUUUUGACCAUCUUUGUCACCGGUUCGGUUAUCUUGGUCAACAAGUAUGUUGCCAUUUGGUUUAACAAGCGAAAUAGGAACCUAAAGUACCUUACCAAUGCUGAGCUACUCUUCAUUUUGUCGGUUUUGAUUGGGAGUUCUAUGAUCACACAAAUGUUUACGAGUAAUAGUGUUAUGAGUUGUUUUCUCAUUGGGGUGAUGUUCCCUAAAGAGGGUAAAACAGCUAGGACUUUGGUUCAUAAGCUUACAUAUUCGGUCCAUAACUUUAUACUUCCCAUUUAUUUUGGGUAUUUGGGGUUCCAAUUUGAUUGGAAUCGUUUAACGAACUUGAGUAGCAUUAUUAUUGUGUUGAUUUUGGUGGUCUUGAGCAUUGGUGGGAAGAUUAGUGGCACUCUUUUGGCUUGCCAAUACUUGAAGAUUCCUCUAAAUGAAGGCGUUUUUAUUGGCUUUUGUCUCAACUUGAAGGGACAUGCUGAUCUCUUGUUCAUAGGCCAAGCCACAAAUACACUUAUUGGAUGGAACCAAGAGGCAUACAAUUUACUUCUAAUGAGUAUCGUGCUGAACACAGUGAUCUCAGGCCCAAUAUUGGCCCUCUUAAUUAGGAAAGAAGAGAAACUCUUCGCCCAAACCUCACACACAACCCUCCAAUUCCAGAACCCCGGAGAAGACAUCAGGACCCUCGGAUGCGUGUACGGUCCCCGCCACGUGUCAGCCAUCCUAGCUCUCACUUCGGCACUGACCGGGUCCCACCGAAUCCCGAUCACACCUUACCUAAUGCAGCUGAUCGAGCUCACCCAAAAACGACGCACCAACGUGUCGUUUCACGAGCUCCAAGACAACGAGCUCAGCGACGACGAAGAUUACGGCGGGAACGAUGUCGUCGAGAUCAACGAAGCCGUCGAUGCCUUCCACGCCGAGACCAAGAUCUUCGUCCACCUCAUCAAGGCCGUCUCUUCCUUCGCCACUCUCUACGAAGAUGUUUGCAGCACCACCGAGGACCUCCGCGCGUCGAUCAUACUCGCGCCGUUUCAUAAGCACCAGAGGAUCGACGGGAAGAUGGAGAGCGGGAAGGAGGGCGUGAGGACCACGAACCAGAAGAUCCUUCGGCACGCGCCGUGCUCCGUGGGGAUUAUUGUGGAGAGGGGGCUAGCCGGGGUGCCUGGGUUCGCGCAACUCCUGGACUCGACGGCGGUUCAGCAGGUGGCGACGCUGUUCUUUGGUGGGCCGGAUGACCGAGAGGCGAUCGCGUGGAGUAAGAGGAUCGCGACGCAUCAGAAGAUUAAUCUGACGGUGAUCAGGUUCCUGUCGUUUGAGUCGUCUCGGUCGAGAAGUGAGCGCCUGGAUGAUCGUGAUGACGUGGUGGUGUUCAUGUCGUUGGCGAGUUUAGAGACUGGGAAGGAUAUUGAUAAUGCUUUUCUCAGCGACUUCUACAACGAGUGUGUGACAUCUGGGCAAGUUGGAUACGUAGAAAAAUACGUGAGCAAUGGGGAAGAGACAGUGGCAGCUCUGAAAGACAUUGGAGAUAUGUAUUCUUUGUUCAUUGUUGGGAAAGGUGGGAGAGGGCACUCCCCAUUGACGACUGGCAUGAGCGAUUGGGAAGAGUGCCCUGAGCUUGGAACUGUGGGAGAUCUAUUGGCUUCCUCCGAGUAUAACGUCAAUGGCUCGGUUUUGGUCGUUCAGCAACAUAAAAAUUUCCAAGAAGGUUCUUAUGGAUAAUCGACCAUUAUAUAUUCUCAUUUUUUAUACUCUUGUAAAUUCUUAAUAAUUUUGUGGAUUUCUUAUUAAUUUGUUCUUAACUUUACUAUACUACGUUUUUCUAUUAUACUGUUGUACACAUUUGUAACUGUGAUUUUAUUACAUGUAACAGUGUAAUUGAGUUUUGAUAUGCAAUUAGGUUAAGUUUGUGUU
This is a messenger RNA of Humulus lupulus (European hop), 2541 nucleotides long. RefSeq names its product cation/H(+) antiporter 2-like. Gene Ontology annotation, molecular function: antiporter activity. Lineage: Eukaryota; Viridiplantae; Streptophyta; Magnoliopsida; Rosales; Cannabaceae. The coding region runs from base 1 to 2349 and encodes 782 amino acids. Gene Ontology annotation, cellular component: membrane; endomembrane system. The record is from RefSeq and is a predicted model, not a curated record. The transcript has 4 exons. Gene Ontology annotation, biological process: proton transmembrane transport; regulation of pH.